UGCGCAGUGCUGUGGCCGGCAGCGCGAGCGUCCCUGGUGAAGGGCUAGUGUGGUGUGGUGUGUGUCAGCGUCUCGUUCGCUGCUUGCGGCACCAUGGCCAGCUACAGCGUGGAGGAGCGCGCCAACCCCAACAGCCUGGAGUACCGGCUCUUCUUCAAAAAUGAUAAAGGAGAAUACAUUUCACCAUUCCAUGAUAUUCCAAUAUAUCCGGUUGCUGGCAAGAAUGUGUUCAACAUGAUUGUGGAAGUACCUCGAUGGACAAAUGCAAAGAUGGAGAUUGCAACAAAGGAUCCUCUAAACCCAAUUAAACAAGAUGUGAAGAAAGGAAAGCUGCGUUAUGUUGCUAAUGUAUUUCCUCACAAGGGCUAUAUCUGGAAUUACGGUGCUAUCCCACAGACAUGGGAACAUCCAGGACAUAAAGAUGAAAAUACUGGCUACUAUGGAGAUAAUGAUCCAAUUGAUGUGUGUGAAAUUGGAAGCAAGGUGUGCUCAAGAGGAGAAGUAAUUAAAGUGAAAGUUCUGGGCACACUGGCACUGAUUGAUGAGGGGGAGACAGACUGGAAAGUAAUAGCAAUCAAUAUUGAAGACCCUGAAGCAGCCAACUAUAACAAUAUUGAUGAUGUCAGAAAGAUGAAACCUGGAUACCUAGAAGCUACGGUGGAUUGGUUUAGAAGGUACAAGGUACCUGAUGGGAAGCCAGAAAACCAGUUUGCAUUUAAUGGAGAAUUUAAAGACCGGGACUUUGCAAUUAACAUCAUCAAAAGCACUCAUGAACACUGGACAGCUCUAGUAUUUAAAAAAACAGAUGGAGGAGAAAUCAAUUGUGCAAAUACAACUGUGUCAGACAGCUCCUUUUGUAUUAGUCAAGAAUCUGCUAAAGCUACUGUGGAAGCAGUACCACCUUGUGGAACUGCCAAUACAAUACCACCUGAAGUGGACAAGUGGUUCUAUGACCAGAAAAAUUAAGACCUAAAGGUUGAAAUGCCUACAUUUCUCCUACCAGGAAGCCCUAAGUUGGGGGUGGGGAGGAACGAGAAAUACUAGCUUACAGUUCCAGAGGAAAAAAUGGUCUUAUCCUAGGUAACUUAUUAUAACAGAAUUGCAUAUCUACCAAUGAUGUCAUGUUCAAGAUGUACCAAAGACAUGUGGAGACUAAAAGCAAUCAUUUUGUAAAAGAGCAGCUUCACGUGUCUUAAUAUGUAUCUUUAUACAUCACGACAAUAGUUGUUCAACUCAAUUGUGUACAGAAUACUUGAUGGGUGUUCACUGUAUGUUAGUACGAAAUAAAAAUUAUUUUGCUGAAAUUCA
Messenger RNA from Malaclemys terrapin pileata, 1308 nucleotides. RefSeq names its product inorganic pyrophosphatase 1 (gene PPA1). The record is from RefSeq and is a predicted model, not a curated record. Gene Ontology annotation, biological process: phosphate-containing compound metabolic process. Gene Ontology annotation, molecular function: inorganic diphosphate phosphatase activity; magnesium ion binding. Bases 94 to 966 code for a protein of 290 amino acids. Gene Ontology annotation, cellular component: extracellular exosome; cytoplasm. Lineage: Eukaryota; Metazoa; Chordata; Testudines; Emydidae. The transcript is spliced from 11 exons.